This is a messenger RNA of Lingula anatina, 924 nucleotides long. RefSeq lists its product as uncharacterized. The record is from RefSeq and is a predicted model, not a curated record. Lineage: Eukaryota; Metazoa; Brachiopoda; Lingulata; Lingulida; Lingulidae. Gene Ontology annotation, molecular function: calcium ion binding.
ACGACUGCAGCAGCUCGCCGUGUUCGACAGGUUAUUGUGUUGACUUGGUCAAUGCGUACAGCUGUCUCUGUCCCGAUGGCUUCACUGGAGUCAACUGCGAUGAAUUUUCGGUUGGAAAUGGAACAAUACGCGGUACCUCCACGCAAGAUGGCGACCCACAUAUUGUGACGUUUGAUAAGGCAAAAAUGACGUAUCAAGGUUCCUGCCGUUACGUACUGAUAAAGACUGACGUCAGAAAACUAAACGGGCUAACACCUUUCACCGUCACUGUGCGUAACGCCGCAAACAACGACGGCUCCAGCCUUCUGGACGAUGUGGAAAUGACUAUAGGGGACAGGCGCGUCAGGAUGACUGUCCGCGGAGAAGUCUUGGUUGAUGGAAUCCCCCUCGACAUGGAAACGCUUCCAUUUGUCACUGAGUCAUUCAAAAUCAGGAGAGGCGUCCUAGGAAGCGUGUUGCAACCUGUCCCACAACGCGCCAUCAGCGAACCAGUGCUGCGCCUCGAGACGGCGUUUCUGGUCAACGUCACGUCCACAGUGCGAAGAUUCGACGGUAGUGGGAGACACUAUCUAAACCUAGAGGUUCCGGCUGCCUAUCGCGGCAAGUUAGAGGGUCUCGCGGGCAAUUUCAAUGGAGAUCCGAGUGAUGACUACAAAUUGGCUGAUGGCACCGACGUCAGAUACAUUUCUCCGCCGGAUAUGAGAAGUCAAAUGAUAGCGGACAGCUGGUUGGUUAAAAAUCAUCCGGAUAAUGACAGACCUCCCUGUAAUUAAACUAAGUACUGCUGAUGACGAUCCACUGGACAACGGAACGGAACGGAACUGGACUAUGAGAAAAUAUUCUUUACAUCUAGAGGGACUUUUGGAAACCACAUACUAAUAUAUGUUACAACGGCUAUGAAUGUGAUAAUACAUUGGGGGGGGG